CGGUAAGGCCCACGAUGAUCUCUCUGCCCGUUGCGAAACCUUCUCCUCGAGAUACCUAAUUCGUCUUGGCUUCAAAUAGCCAUCGUGCACGUCAAACUCGCAAUUUAGACACUCGGAAGUUACUCAACUCGGACAAAAUUCCUGCGGGAUUUCCCUCAAACGCAUUCUCGCUCUUGACAUCCCCUUGGAGCAUAACAACUUAUUAUUGUACUUCAAUCAUGUCCAAUACCGGCAACCCCGCUCAUUCGUCUUGCCGCUUCUCGACGCGCAUCUCACUACGAUGGCUCCCCGAGCCCGCGCACGAGACGACCGAUACCAUCGUCAUGUCCGUCAAGGACUGGUACCUAGAUCUGCGAAUGGACAAGCAAACCGGUGAAAUUGACUGGGCAAUUGCUGGUCAACGGCUAAUUGAAAGCCAAGAACCUCUACGUGUAUCCUUCACUCACGAGCUCGACUCCCAUGAUGCUUUUGAAAGUGCCGACUGUGGGACAUUCGUCACUCUCCCGAACGGUGACGACCUCGAGACGGGAUCCAUGCCCCGCCCUGAUCUCCCCGGUGCACCCGAGACAGACUACGAGGAGGUUUGGCGAGAGCUGCCGUUCAAGGAAGGCCCCGAAGGACCAGGGAAGGGAUUGUCAUGGGUUCUCGAGUCGGAUGAUGGCGAGCUAGGAGAGGGUGAGGUGACCGUGGUCAAGACGUUCCUGGGUCGAAUUUGGGGGACGUAUCUGGCAUUGCAGCAGACCCAGACUCAUAUUAGAGAGAGAGGACCGUCUGGAGACUGGGUCGUGAGGAAGAAGGGGGCCGAUGUCAGUGCCAGGAGAGAGGAAUGGAGCUCGGCCUGGGAGGAUCGAUAUGUGGUUGGACCCGCUGGAACAGCACUGCCUUCUAUAGGCAAUGGUCUUGAGGGGGAAGGGCAAAAUGCAUGGAGGGUAGUCGGAGAGAAAGUGACUAUUCAAGGAAGGAGGUAUAUUGUUAGAGCAUUUGAGGAGAUUUAGGAGACGUCGAGAUGUCAUGUCAUGGCCAGCUUGGCCAUGUUGCGUAGAUUUGACGCACGGAUUGUCCUCGGGCUAGCAAAUUUACAAUUCCCAGAAAAUUACCCAUGGGUAUACCUAUAAACUCAAUCAGUGGCUCAUAUAUCGGUCUGAACUAGUACCAAGAAG
Penicillium brasilianum is the source of this 1160-nucleotide messenger RNA. Lineage: Eukaryota; Fungi; Ascomycota; Eurotiomycetes; Eurotiales; Aspergillaceae. The record is from the annotation of a GenBank genome assembly.